AUGGUGAUGGAUGGAGACGUAAUACUGACAGAAAAUUGGUAUGCACUACCCCACGACUCCGCUCCACAUGUGACCCUCCUAGUAGGAUUCGGCUAUGAGGCAAGAUCACUGGGUCCAGCAGUAAAAAAGGCAAGUUGCCUGAAGUGGAAUGACACCACCUGUUGCAGGUUAAAGACCUCUGUGAUGGAUGGUAACCCCGUCUGGAGGGUUCAGCUGAACGUGGAGGACAUCGGGAAACCAGAAAUUGUGAGAAGGUCUUGAUACUAUGGAAGAGAAAUGACUGACCACCCAGACACGGUGAAUAUCUUCAACCAGUUACCAGAACAACUAUGGACUCUAACUGCUGAAGAUGUCGGUUUAGUAAAUAUUGAACCGGUGCUAGUCUCAAUCAGAGAAGACAGUGAACUAUCAAUACCAGUGAACAAACGGCAAUACCCUCUCAGCGAAGAAAAGACUAGAGGAAUUGAACCUACCAUAUCGGGACUUCUGAAAGGACAAGUGAUAUAUCCAACCUCUUCAAAAUGGAACACGCCAAUCCUACCAGUGAAGAAGGGGGAUACUGGGAAGUGGAGGAUGGUGCAGGACUUCAGACCUAUCAAUGAGGUAACAGUGCCGGACGUUAGGCCCGUGCCAGACCCAUAUCUCGCGCUGCAAAACAUUUCCCCUACGCACGACUGGUUCACAGUGAUAGACUUGGCUAAUGCAUUCUUCUGCAUUCCCUUACAUCCCGAAUCACAACCCCUCUUUGCAUUUACCUACAGAGGGCAGCAGUACACCUACUCGCGUCUCCCACAAGGAUAUCGUGAUUCCCCUGGAAUCUUUAACGACAUCCUGAAAAAUCACCUGGAAGAACUAACAUUACCUGAAGGGGUGACAUUGCUUCAAUAUGUUGAUGAUCUCCUGUUGGCGGCACCAACUGCUGAAUCCUGCUUACAGGCCACCAAAGCACUCCUCCUCUUGGUUGCUGAGAAGGGGUACAAAGUAAAAAAGGAGAAAGUACAAUGCUGCAGAAGAAGCGUACAGUUCCUGGGGAGAGUACUAUCAGGAAAAGGACAGGCUGUCUCCACAGCACAGAGAACAUCAAUCCUGGAACACCCAAAACCUACCACCGUGCAGCAUCUAUUGUCAUUUCUUGGCCUCACUGGAUAUAGCAGGACGCAUAUACCAGAGUAUUGUCUUAAAGUGGAACCACUGAGGGCAAUCUUGAGAGAAGCAGGCAACAGAAACCUCACAGCUGUCCUUAAGUGGACUCCAGACGCUGAAGCAGCCUUUAUCCAGUUGAAACAGACCUUGGCCCAGGCUGAAGCGUUGUCUCUACCGGACUACACCACCCCAUUUUGUCUUGAUGUUUCUGAAUCAAAUGGUUAUGUACACUCCAUUCUAUAUCAGAAACAAACGGGGGAGAGGAGAGUGUUACACUACUACAGCGCUAAAUUGGACAACAUUGAGAUAGGCCAAACUGACUGUGCUAGACACCUAGCAGCCAUUGCCAAAGCGGUUAGCAAAACCGCUCACAUUGUAAUGAGGCACCCUCUGGAAAUUAACACAGACCAUGGGGUGACAGCCUUCAUUGGUUCCAAACUUUUCACACUGUCCAGCAAAAGAAAAUCCAGUAUAACCAAAGCCAUCACCGCAAAACACAUCACAUAUACAACCACAACCAACAUGACAGAUGGCAUGGGACAGGGAGAACCACAUGUGUGUGAGAACAGAGCGGCCAAACAACUCAAGGUUCGAAUGGACCUGCAGAACUCGCCUCUAGAAGGCAACAAGAUAACCCUGUUCACAGAUGGUUGCUGCUACAGGUCAAGGGAACCAACUGAAGGAAAUAUUGCUGCGUACGCUGUGGUAAAACAAGACAAGGAAGGAAAUCAUGAAGUUAUGGAAGCAAAAAAGCUGGAACCCAACGAGAGCUCAGCACAACUGGCAGAGCUUAGAGCUUUGAGAAGAGCCCUGCAGCUGAGCGAAGGAAAGGACGUAGACAUCUACACGGACUCUGCCUAUGCACACGGAAUUGCACACAUCGAUGGACCACAGUGGAUGAGAAGAGGAUAUCUGACCAGCUCAAACGAGCCCAUUAAGCACAAGGUUGAAGUACAGAAGUUAAUUGAUGCUAUUCAACUCCCCAAACGCGUGGCAAUAAUGAAGUGCAAAGGACACAGUAAAGAAACCACCAGUGUGCGCAGAGGAAAUGAUCGAGCAGAUCAAGUGGCAAAGGAUGCAGGAGGAUAUACUGCCCAACAGAUGGUACUGCGAGCUUCUCAGGGACAGGAAGAACUAACUGCGGAUACAGUAAGACAGCUUCAAGAAGCAGCAGGUGUCUAUGAGCAGAACAUAUGGAGCAGACAAGGAGCAAGACAAGAUCAUCAUGGGAUCUGGAGGUCUCACUCAGGGAAAACAGUGGGACCAGCUAAACUCCUCAGGUCCAUCUUAAGGGAAGAACAUGAGAAGGCCCAUGGAGGAUGGAAGAGUGUUGCAAAGUUAGUAGAGAAAGCAUGGUGGCACCCUCACAUGAUGGACCUAGCAAGAGAGACUUCAGAAAGUUGUGAGGUAUGCAAACAAUAUAACAACAAAAUAUCACUGGGAGCAGUGAUAGGCAGUUUCCCAAUACCUGAUGCACCAUUCCAGGACAUUUGCAUAUAUUCUACAGACAUGGGACAAGAUAACAGAGUAGAAGGAAAAAGAUACCUGUUGGUAAUGGUCGACAGAUUCACCAGGUGGGUGGAAGCCAUCCCCACAGCUAAAGAAGACGCCAAGGCCGUGGUGAAAUGGUUGAGAAGAGAUCUCAUCCCUAGGUUCGGAGUCCCUAGAAUGAUCCGCUCCGACAAUGGCACCCAUUUCAAGAACAAGCACCUGAGAGAGGUAGAGCAGGCCUUGGGGAUUACACAUAAGUUUGGGUCAGUCUAUCACCCUCAAUCUCAGGGCCUUGUUGAAAGGGCUAACCAGACAUUGAAACGAAAAAUGGCAAAAAUUAUGGCAGGGACCAAACUAAAAUGGAUAGAUGCCCUUCCUCUUGCUUUAAUGUCAAUGAGGAACUCACCUGGGUCGGAUACACAUUUGACCCCACAUGAACUUAUGACAGGGCGUAGAAUGCCAGGCCCACCAGCAGACAACUUAAGUAUGCCUAGGUUAGAUAUUGCAAAGAUCAGAUACACAGACUACAUGCAGGAGCUAACCUCUCUUGUUGACAGACUGUCCAAACAGGUGGUGGAGAUACGUACGCCUGCUGUCGAGACCACUGACGAAAACAGAGACAUCCUGGUCGGGGACUGGGUGAGGGUGAAAGUGCAUUCGAGGAAGUGGACAGAACCAAGGUGGGGAGGCCCAUACCAGGUGAAAGAGGUAUCAAGCCAUUCACUGAGGGUAAACACAGACAAGAAAUACGUAUGGUAUCACAGGACACAUUGUGCUAAAGAUAUAACUCCGGGGAGAACUCUAGAUCAGGUACAACAGGACUUAGCAACAGAAGGGAAGUGA
Coregonus sp. 'balchen' is the source of this 3477-nucleotide messenger RNA. The record is from the annotation of a GenBank genome assembly. NCBI's taxonomy places the organism in Eukaryota, Metazoa, Chordata, Actinopteri, Salmoniformes, Salmonidae.